AUGCCGAAGCCAAAGGCCUUCCUCAAGGAAGCGAAAACCAAAAAGAAAGCGGCACAACGAGCCCCCGAAACCUCUGAUGAAUACCUUGCACUCGGUGUCGAACAAGAAGAAGCCGGAGAAAAAUGGCGGGCUGGAGACGCUGCCAAAUCGCUGCGCUUCUUCAUGCGUGCCAUUAAUACCUACGAUGAAGGCUUGAUCAAGCAUCCAGGUGCAUUUGACUUGGCCUAUAACAAAGCUCGAGUUCAAUAUGAAAUCACACAGCAUCCGAAAUUGAAAGCCCAGUUGUCGGCCCCAUUGACUGAUGUCCUGCAAGAGGCACUGGAGUCCCAUAGAGUGGCGCUUGCUCUAGAGCAAGAUAAUCCUGACGCACUCUUCAACACAGGCCAGGUGCUUACGAGCAUCGCGGAGAUUUUGACCGAUUCGAAGCACCCAUCCGACGAGCGCCUAUCGCAGGCUGUAAAGCUUCUGCAGGAAGCGAUCGAGCUCUUCCAGCGUUGCCUGCUUCUACAGGAGCUGAAGUUUACAGAAAUGCAGGAACAAAUCAAACAAAUGGAAUCUGCGGACGCCGGACAACCAGAGGUGGAGACGCAGAACACACAGAAGACUCCCGAGCAACCAUCGGAGUCGAAACCAACGGACGAGCAAGAACAAUGGGCUGCAAUCAUAGAGCCAGUGACCAAGGAUACAUUGGUGGACACGGCAGUAGCACAACUUGAUACAUUGACAACUCUCUGCAACCUGCUUACAUUCAACCCUGGGGUCGGCCUGGGAUGGGUGGAGGAUUCUUCGUCCGACCUACUGCAGAAGCGCAUCUCCGCUUAUGUGGAGGGAUCGAGCAGACACUAUGAGGCAGCUUUGGCCAGAGCCAAAUUCACCUGCGGGCUGAACGAACUGCUCUAUCGAAGCGGCCAAAUCGAGGCUGAAACGUACUCCAGUGAGGUCUCGCAAGCUUUUGGCGCGGGUUUAGAUGUCUCUUCCGAUCCAGGUGGUCUCUGCAGCAAAGCAGAUGCGCUGACGUCGUUCAACACUGCCCUCAUCGAUCUUCCUCCUUACGAGCCUGAAGCGUUCACGAGAGCGUUGUCAUUGCGGUGGCAGGCACUUUCUGCGGCACUGGACGCUCUCACAAAAGCAUCUAAGCAUCCCGAGGCAGAUGACUUGCCCAAGAUCCACCUAGCCAGGGGAGACGUGGAGAUAGCUAGGUGGAGGCUUGGCAUGCCUCCCUGGAACUAUGCCAUGGCUCAGCAAUAUGGAGCCACACUGCUGCGCAACGCGCAGACAUACUACCGAGGCGCCGCAGCACUAGCCAGGAGAGGCGGAGCCUCAGAGGCGUCGCGAGACGGAUCGUGUAAAGAAGCCAUUGCAGCGGCCCUGGAAGGACAGAAGCAGAAACUGGAGGAGCUCAGGAGAGCCGCGCCAAAGGAACUGAUGAUGGUAGCCGAAGAUGUCGUCGACGAUGGAUGGAUGAGCCCUGGUGAUAUGGAGGUGCUUCUGUCAUAGACAUACCACGGGGCGUAAUAUACAAUUCGCCGUUUUUCGAAUUUCAGAAGUUGCCCGUAAUAUGAUAUCGUGUGGAUACGAGAGUUCAAUCAUAUCUCAGACCGAGCUCUG
Molecule: messenger RNA, 1608 nt
Organism: Aspergillus brunneoviolaceus CBS 621.78
Lineage: Eukaryota; Fungi; Ascomycota; Eurotiomycetes; Eurotiales; Aspergillaceae
Exons: 4
Coding region: 1-1497 (498 amino acids)
Molecular function (GO): protein binding
Source: RefSeq, a predicted model, not a curated record